AUGACUUCUACAAAUGGCACAAACGGCACAAGCCAAGGGAACGCAAAAGACGUAGUUUACCGAGACCCUGCUGUCUAUGCGGAGUACGAGAAGAAAUGGAAUGAUCUCCCGCAGGAUGAGAAAGCAUGGCUCCAACGUGCUCAAGACGUCGCAGAUGUCCUCGCCGUCGACGCCGCAGUGCGAGACCAAGAAAACAAGUCUCCUCGCGCUGAAAUCGCAUUGCUGAAGCACGCCGGUCUCCUCAAGAUCCUCGGCCCCGAGAAAUACGGAGGCGGUGGACAGCCAUGGACCGUCGGCUACAAAGCCAUCCGUAAAGUGGCUGAGGCGGAUGGCUCGAUCGGCAUGCUUCUAGGCUACCACCUCCUCUGGAGUACCACUGCCUCCGUUGUCGGUACAGAGGAACAAGCGGACCGCUACCAAAGGCUCAUCAUUGCAAACAACUACUUCAUCGGCGGCGCCGUGAACCCACGGGACAAUGAUCUCAAGAUAAAUACCGAGGGAGAAAAGCUCGUGUUCAACGGCUUCAAGCACUUCAAUACCGGAGGCGUGAUCUCCGACCUAACCGUGCUCGAAGGCGACUUUAACGGCACCGGCGAUCACAUUUUCGCCUUUGUGACGACGGAUCAGUCAGGCAUACAAUUCAGUCAUGACUGGAACAAUAUAGGACUCAGAUUGACGGAGAGUGGGAGUGUGAAGAUCGAGAACGUAGUGGUACCGUGGACGGAUGCGCUGGGUUGGGAUGUUGAGACCAAGAAACCGGAUCCAAGGGUGUUGCAGAUUCCGUUUGCAAGCCUGCUGUUGCCGACGAUUCAGUUGGUGUUUAGUAACUUUUACCUUGGUAUUGCGUUAGGUGCGCAGCAGUUCGCGGCGAAGUAUACGGUCAAGGGCACGCGAGCUUGGCCAUACGGCGGGGAUAACAAAGAGCUUGCAACGGAUGAAUUUUACAUACUCGAGCGAUAUGGCAACUUUCACGCACACUUGCGAGCUGCAGUCGCUCUCGCCGACAAUGCCGCCGAGCAAGCCAACAAGAUCUACGCGACUUACUCUGGUGACCUCAAGACUCGAACCAAUCUCACUACACGUGAGCGAGGUGAGCUAGCAGAGUGGGUGGCAAGUGCGAAGGUCGUCACUACUGACACCAGCUUGCGAGUCACGGCAGGAGUAUUCGAGGUCACAGGUGCAAAGGCAACAAGUCAGGGGGUCGGUCUUGAUCGAUUCUGGAGGGAUGUUCGUACGCAUACCCUUCAUGAUCCGGUGGCGUACAAGAAUCGUGAACUGGGCAGAUUUCAACUGCUGGACGAGAUACCAGAGGUGACUUGGUACACCUGA
Molecule: messenger RNA, 1329 nt
Organism: Didymella exigua CBS 183.55
Lineage: Eukaryota; Fungi; Ascomycota; Dothideomycetes; Pleosporales; Didymellaceae
Product: acyl-CoA dehydrogenase NM domain-like protein
Exons: 3
Coding region: 1-1329 (442 amino acids)
Biological process (GO): L-leucine catabolic process
Molecular function (GO): flavin adenine dinucleotide binding; 3-methylbutanoyl-CoA dehydrogenase activity
Source: RefSeq, a predicted model, not a curated record